This is a messenger RNA of Pteropus alecto (black flying fox), 4796 nucleotides long. RefSeq names its product nestin (gene NES). Bases 166 to 4290 code for a protein of 1374 amino acids. Gene Ontology annotation, cellular component: intermediate filament. Gene Ontology annotation, molecular function: CCR5 chemokine receptor binding; intermediate filament binding. Lineage: Eukaryota; Metazoa; Chordata; Mammalia; Chiroptera; Pteropodidae. Gene Ontology annotation, biological process: positive regulation of intermediate filament depolymerization. The transcript is spliced from 6 exons. The record is from RefSeq and is a predicted model, not a curated record.
AGCCUCGCUCCCACUCCCGACUCUCUGUCGCUCCGGCUGCUCCUUGCCCCGCCCUGUCAUUGUCCCCACUAGUCUCCUUUUCCCUUUCAUCCUAAAAGCUUUGAGAGCCGCUGGCUUUUCCCAGUACCCCGCGUCUCUCCACCUUCGGUGGGCCAGACGAGCAGGAUGGAGGGCUGCCUGGGGGAGGAAUCCUUCCAGAUGUGGGAGCUCAACCGGCGCCUGGAGGCCUACUUGGCCCGGGUCAAGGCGCUAGAGGAGCAUUAUGAGCUGCUCAGCGCGGAGCUCGUGGGUCUCCGGGCACAGUCCGGGGACGCCCCCUGGCGCGCCCGUGCCGACGACGAGCUCGCAGCACUGCGGGCCCUCGUCGACCAGCGCUGGCGGGAGAAGCACGCGGCCGAAGUGGCGCGCGACAACCUGGAGGAGGAGGUGGAGAGCGUGGCGGGCCGGUGCCAGCAGCAGCGGCUGGCCCGCGAGCGGACGGCGGAGGAGAUGGCCCGCAGCCGGCGCGCGGUCGAGGCGGAGAAGUGCGCGCAGGCGGUGCAGGGCGCCCGCGAGGGGCGCCUGGAGCUGCAGCAGCUGCAGGCCGAGCGCGGCGGCCUCCAGGAGCGCAGGGCGGCCCUGGAACAGAGGCUGGAGGGCUGCUGGCAGGAGCGGCUGCAGGCCACUGAGAAGUUCCAGCUGGCCGUGGAGGCCCUGGAGGAGGAGAAGCGGGGCCUCCAGACUCAGAUCGCCCAGGUCCUGGAAGGUCGGCAGCAGCUGGCACACCUGAAGAUGUCCCUGAGCCUGGAGGUGGCCACAUACAGGACCCUUCUAGAGGCUGAAAACUCCCGGCUGCGGACACCUGGCGGGGGUCCCAAGGCUUCCUUUGGCUUCCAGGACCCCAAGCUGGAGCUGCACUUCCCUGGGACCCCAGAGGGCCGACGUCUGGGACCUUUGCUCUCUGUCUUGAGCCCUACACCUCUCUCCUCGCCCUUACCUGAUACCCUUGAGACGCCAGUUCCUACCUUUCUGAAGAGGCAGGAAUUCCUCCAGGCCAGUACCCCGACCUUGGCCAGCACCCCCAUCCUACCCGCACCUCAGGCUCCCUGCCCCGCUACGGAUGGGGCGGUCAGAGCCCAGGAGGCCACUCCCUCCGUGCUCCAGCCACAGGGUGAGAGGCAGCAGCUUCCACAGGCCACGUGGGGCGAAGCCAGCGAGGCCAUCCCUGCCAGCCUCCUGCUGGCCCCAGAGGAACCUGGGGGCAAGCAGCAAGAAGCUGGUAGAGGCCAGUGCCCUGAGGAUCAAGCCUCCUCAGCCCCACCCCUCAGCCCCGAGCACCCCAGUUUAGAGGCCGAAGGUGGAGAACCAGGGGAGUCUGGAGCGUCCAGCAGAUUCCGGGGGGAAUGUGAAGGACACGUCGGGGAGCCGGCAGAGAAGGAAACAGCCACAGAGGUCGGAAUGGUGAGCAGUUCGCAGCAGGACACACGGCAGGAAGAGGGGGACCUGAACAGGGAGGAAAUCGCGGACGCCUGGAGUCCGGAGAACGAAGCUCCGAAGUCUCUGGAAGAGGAUGUCCAAGCGUCACUGACGUCUCUGGAGAAGCAGAACCGCGAGACGCCGAGAGCUCGAGCGGAGGAGAGUCAGGGAUCUCCGAGGUCUUUAGACGAGAGCGGGGAAGCACUCCAGGGUCUGGAAAAGGAGAGUCGAGAGCUAGAGGCGUCUUUGGAGGAAAAAGACGUGGAGGGGGAGAGCACUCUGCGAGAAGGGGCUCCAGGACUCCAGCCGAUGGGGACAGAGGCCCCCCACACACGGCGGCCUCUAGAGGAGGAGAAGCAAGGACUUACGAGAUCUCGUGAAGAUGGUCUGGAGACAUUUUUAUAUCCAGGAGAGGAAAAUCAAGUGUCGGUGAGGUCCCCGGCCGAGGAGAGCUUCGAGGCAUUGACAGCUCGAGACAAAGAGCACCCGGGGCCGCCGAGGCCUCUGGGGGAAGACCCGACGACACUGGGACCUUGGGAAAAGGGGGAGCCCGAGCCCCUGGGGUCUCUUGGAAAAGACCAGGAGGUAGUUAGACCUCUCGAAAAAGAGGAUGGAGAGUUAUUAAGGCCCCUGGAAGGAGAGAGAGGAGAGGUGGCGAGAUGUUUAGAAACGGAGAACCUAGAACCCAUGAGGUCUGCCGGGGACCCGCAAACAGCGACGUCUACGGGAGCACAAGAGCUGUCGCGGCCUCCGGAGGAAAUGCAUCGGGAGACAACGAAGCCUCUAGAAGCGGAAGUUCAGGAACCAGGGGGGCCUGGGGAAGAGAACCGAGAGUCAGGGGGGCCCCUGGAAGAGAACCAAGGAUCACGCGGAUCUUCGGAGGAGAGCGACCGAGAAAGCGCGAGGCCUCCAGCAGCGGCAGACGAGGAAACUCGGGCGAACCUGGAAGAGGACAGCCUGGGGGACGAGGGGGAUCGAGAGCCGCUGAGGCCACUGGAAGAGGGGGGACGGGAGCCGCUGAGGCCACUGGAAGAGGGGGGACGGGAGCCGCUGAGGCCACUGGAAGAGGGGGGGCGGGGGGCGCCUGGGAGGGCCGGAGUGGACAAGGGGCUUGGGGCAGAGCCGGACCUGAAGGAGGGGGGUGGCUUCCCUGGGAAGGAGCCGUCUGGGGGGGAGGGAGGGCUGUGUCUGGCUGCCACAGCGGGGGCCUGGGGGGCCGGCGAAGGGCACCCCAAGCCCAAAGAGCAGAGGGUCCCGGCUGAGGGAGCCCGUGGGGAGGAGGGCACUGAAGGCCCCCAGGACCCUGAAGGGCAGCCAGAGCACGUGGUGGCUUCAGGCUUCCGAUCUCCCCGAGGACCGUCAGAGGGGACAGAGCUGGUGUUGGAAGCUGAGGGUGGCGAAGAUGAGGUCAGCGAGGAUGAGGUCAGCUCGGGGCUGGAGCCGGCCGCGGCCGAGGCUGCCGCAGGAGCCGGGCAGAGGCUGGAGCAGGAGGCGGUGGGACUGGAGGACCCAGGCCGCCCAGGGGAGAGGGGUGAGGAGGCAAAGGGGGCGCCGGGCUUGGAAGGGCCUGCAGAGGACCCAGAGGGGACAGCCGCUCUGGAGCCAGGGAGGAGCAGGGAGCCCCCGGAGCCCCCCGCAGCCGGGGCGGGGGCGAAGCCUGGGGCCCCCUGGGCAGCAGAGGCCGUGUUCCCUGCUGAGACCUUGUGCCAAGAUGGAAGUGACGUCCCUCAGCCCGGGCCUCAGGGCUCAGAGGAAGCUGAGGAGGGUGCAGAACCGGUGCUGGGGGCCCCCAGCCCAGCCCCUGAAGUCGGCUUUGAGCCCAAGCCCCUGGCGGAGGAGGAGUGGGGUUCCGGGGGGUUCCCCGAGGGCCUCCAGGACGAGGGGGAGGAGAGCGGGGAUGAGAGUGAGGCCGACGAGCUGGGGGACACCCUUCCUGACUCCACCGCCCUGGGCCUCUACCCCAGGCCCCCUGCCUCGCCCGAGUGGGACCUUGAUGUAGCUCAGAGGGAGGCCGGAGAGGAAGGCUGUGGUCCCACAGUCCUGGCCCCUGGGGACCGUGGGGCCCACCCGGAGGAGGGCAAAUGUGGCCUGGACUCUGAGGACCUGGGGACCGAGGCUUCUCUCCUCCCUGGGGUCCCCAGGGAGGUGACGGACCCUCUGGGCCAUGUGUCCCAGCUGCGACUGGAGCCUGCAGCCUGGGGUCAGGACAGGGAGUCUGACGGGUUUGCAGACGAGGAGGAGAGUGGGGAGGACGAGGACGAGGGGGCGGAGGGGAGGGCGCCAGGGGCUGGGCAGUGGGGGCCAGGGCCCUCCGCCAGCAGCCUCCUGGCCUUGAGCGGCCCUCAGAGAGAGAGCCCACCAGGGCCCGAGCCCGUCAGCAUCCCCUGGGACACCGCCCCAUUGCGGGAUGCAGCGGCCAGUCCCCCGGUGACUGCCCAGGAGACCGGCUCCCAGGACAGCACUGAGCCCUCUGGCUCAGAGGACGAGUCUGACGCUGCCCCCUUGGAGAGGGAGGAUCAAGUCCCCGGCCCCCUGGGGACCCUCGGUGGGACGGAGGACACCCCUGGUGUCAAUGGCCAGGGCCCCGGCUUGCAGGAGGAGUUGGAGCAUGUGAACGGGGGGUUGGUCACCUGGCUGGGACAGUCUGAUGGGGCGGGGCAGGAGAAAGUGGGGGCCCUUGAGGGGGGCCGAGGGAGCCCUCUGGAGGAGGAGGGCACGGGGGGUGCCCUGAAGCCCCCUUGGGCGGGGGCGUCUCUUCACCUGGGCCCCAGCCAGUUCCUGCAGUUCACACAGCAGGAAGGGGACAGAGAUUCUUGGUCCUCGGGGGAGGACUAGGGACGGUGCUGCUCCCCGGAUGCCGGCUUGGCUGGGGACAGGGCCCAGCCCCUCCCUGCUCAGGGCCAGCACCUUCAUUCGUGAGCUCCUGACCUGUGGUUUCUGUCCGAGACGCCGGACUGGCCAAGGGAAAAUGGGGUACAGCAAAGGGACCCCUUCCAAGCACGGAGACUCCAGGAGUAAAAGCAGCCCCUCGGACCCUGCAAAGGGCGCCCCCCCACCUGCAUGUCCCGUGAGCUUCAAGCCAGCUGCGCCCCUGUAGGACUAGGCUCCUUUCCCUUGCUCCCCCGUCCUGCCUGUCCCUUCGCUGGAGAAGGCCUAGGGCCCAGUGGCUCCUUCAACGGGAGGGACUGUGGGGGUCACCGGCUCUGCACCUCCUCGCUGCACCCACGGGGCAUGUCUGGCUGGUGAGGCGUGCUCGCCUGUCCCGGCUCCCCAUCUCCCUGCCCUGUGUGGCCCUGUUUGGCUCAUCCUUGCCUGAAUAAAGUGAUGGCUCCACCUACAAA